AUGGCUGGGACGGAGCCGGAGCGCGCCUACUACCCGGCGGCGGCGGCAGCAACGGCGGUGACAGGAGCGGCUCCGGCGCCCUUCCCCGCCUUCCAGUUCCGUGCGCGCCACGAGAGCCCCGAGUGGCGCCGCCUGAGCGCCGUGGACGUGGGCCGCGUGUGCCGCGAGGGCGAUGUGGCCACGCUGCAGGAGCACCUGGGCCACGUGACGUUCUGCAGCGCUGAGCGGGAGCGCUGCCCGCACUGCCAGGGCCCGGCCGACCCGCUGCUGCUCAAGCUGCUGCGCCUGGCCCAGCUGUGCACCGAGUACCUGCUGCACUCGCAGGAGUACCUCAGCGCCCAGCUCAGCAGCCUCGAGGAGGCCCUGCAGGCAGCGCACGCGCAGCGUGACCAGCUGCGCCAGGAGCUGGCCCGCGGCUCGCAGGAGAUCAAGGCCCUCAAGGAGGAGUGCCGGCGGAGGAAGAAGAUGAUCAGCACCCAGCAGAUGAUGCUGGAGGCUCGGGCCAGCUACCACCAGUGCCAAUUUUGUGAGAAGGCUUUUAUGAACUAUUCAUUUUUGCAAAGUCACAUGCAGAGGCGUCAUCCAGAAGAAUCUCAAAUUGAACAGAAGAAGAGUGCAAAGACAGACAAAUUGCAGGAAGAGAUCAAUAAACUGAAGGAGCAGCUAGAGUUCACCAAGUCCCAGUUAGAGGCUGAACAACAUGCUAAUAUGGUUAAGUUUUCUAAGGAAUGUGAACAGCAAAAAUCAAAAGAAGAAGAAAUUCUACAAUCAUUUCAUAAAUGGAAAGAGGAGGAAAAAGAGAAAUUAGCUGAUGAAAUAGAAAAAGUAAAAGAAAUGUUUAUGAAAGAGCUUAAAGAGUUAUCUUCAAGAAAUUCAACGUUAGAAGAUCAACUGUUAGUACUACAGAAGUCCAAUAUGCAACUUAAAUCCAACUUGGGGACGUUAAAAGACAGCCAAGAAUUUAUAGAAGAGAAACCCCAGAAUCCUCAGGAUUAUCACAAUGUGGUUAAACUUCUUGAAAAACAGGAAGGUAAAUGGGCAUCUAGAAUACAAGCCCUUCAUCAGGAACACGAGACAGAAAAGAGUCUGCUGCUGUCACAGAUUGAGAAGCUUAAAUCAUCAGUGAGAGAAGACUUGAAUAAAAGCAACACCUUUUACAAGAGAAGGAUAGAAGAGUUGGGGCAGAGGCUUCAGGAACAGAAUGAUCUAAUUAUUACUCAGAAGAAACAGAUAAAAGAAUUGUCCACAAGGUCAGCUGCAAGUAUUAAACCAUAUGAUGUGAACACUAAUGUACAACCUUUUGUGGAAUCUAGAUCAAGUCUACCUGUGAUGCAUGAAAUUGAGAAAGGCGAUCAUAAGACAGGUAGAAGUAACCAACAUUUAAUAAAUGCUUUGAAGACUGAUCCAUCCUUAACUAAAGAAUUGCGAGUUGUUUUAGAGCAAGCCCUGGAAGAGAAGCUGGAAUCCUUGGGAAUUAAAGCAGGUGUUCGUGGUAUCCCAAAUGAGCGCCUAAAUAGAAUUUUACAUGCUAUUGAGUCUGCUAGAGAACACAAGCAGAAGCAAGAGCCUGACAUUCAGCGAAUUCGAGAGCAUCUGGAACGCCAAGUCAGCUUUAGGAUUGAGGAGAAAUCAUCAUCUUGUAAUAGAUUUGUUUCCUGCCCUCAUCUUCCUUCAGAAGAUAAACAAAAGUUCAAUCAACUGAGAAUUUCCUCAUCUGCAAUACCACAAAAAACAGUAAAACGGCCUUCAACAGCUGUCCGCCCAGCUGGACAGAGAGCAGCUGUCACUGAGAAUACAUCUACACCAAAAUCCAGGAAGCUUUUUGGAGAUGGACUUUCCAGAAAGACAUCUAGUAUCACAACUCCACCAUUCAGCUCAGAGGAAGAAGUGGAUGAUGAUGAUAUUAAGCAGGCUUACAUAUCACCAGAAUUACUGCAGAAACAGUCAAAAACAUCAAGCAACAAUGUCAGUGCUUUUCGGAUGGCUCCUGGCAAAAGUGAUAUGGAUGGGACUGAGGAAAGCGAAAUGGAGGAAGCUGAAACACCUGCCAAAACUUCAAAAGGAACAGUUAUUCAAAAAAUGACUGAGCAAGUUGGAAAGAGUCUUUCUAACCAUGGAAAUAAGAAUAAACCAGUUGGAGGGGUUAACGUUGCACAGGCGUUUGUUAAGAAAGAAGAGGUGCAGGAACUAAAGUUCACAGAAGUUGAUGAAGAUGACUGGGAUAUCUCAUCUGUAGAGGAUGACCUUCUGUUGAUGAAACCAGGGAGAGGUCAGAAGGCACAAGCUGCUCAGAAAACCGAGGCAAAUGCUGCAUCCGUGGUGCACGCGUGGGGUCUUCCCAAGACAAGUGUGCCAAAAGAGGAAGGCCUUCAUGAAGCGGAUAAUACAAGCACAUUAAAAAGCAGCUUAGUCACUGUAACAGAUUGGAGUGAUUCUUCAGAUAUCUGAUUGUUGUGUUCCUAAUAAGAGGCACGGUUUGGGGGUUCUGUGGGGCUUGGAAACUUA
Tinamus guttatus (white-throated tinamou) is the source of this 2505-nucleotide messenger RNA. The record is from RefSeq and is a predicted model, not a curated record. NCBI's taxonomy places the organism in Eukaryota, Metazoa, Chordata, Aves, Tinamiformes, Tinamidae.